Molecule: messenger RNA, 2639 nt
Organism: Oryctolagus cuniculus (rabbit)
Lineage: Eukaryota; Metazoa; Chordata; Mammalia; Lagomorpha; Leporidae
Gene: AVPR1B
Product: arginine vasopressin receptor 1B
Biological process (GO): positive regulation of vasoconstriction; cellular response to hormone stimulus; regulation of systemic arterial blood pressure by vasopressin
Cellular component (GO): plasma membrane
Molecular function (GO): peptide binding; vasopressin receptor activity
Source: RefSeq, a predicted model, not a curated record
UCCAUCCCUCCCAUCCUGACACCUCUCUCCCGGACUCCCCCUUCUCCCUCCUCCCAACUGUGUCCCCCGAAGCUAUCUCCAGCGUUCCUCCCCACCAUACUUUUCCUCCACCUUAACAUUCCCCUUGUCACCCCAUUGGAUCCACCAGGGCUCCCCCCUGCACGCACUGUCCAUCCUUGUCCCUGUCUUCUUCCCUCAUCAAACCCUGACCAUGGAUCCCGGGCCUCCCUGGGUUGCCAGUCCCACUCCUGGGGGCACCCUCUCUGCCCCCAAUGCCACCACACCUUGGCUGGGCCGGGAUGAGGAGCUGGCCAAGGUGGAGAUUGGAGUCCUGGCCGCUGUCCUCGUGCUGGCCACAGGGGGCAACCUGGCGGUGCUGCUGAUUCUGGGCCGGCCCGGCCGCAAGCGCUCGCGCAUGCACCUGUUUGUGCUGCACCUGGCCCUGACCGACCUGGGGGUGGCGCUCUUCCAGGUGCUGCCCCAGCUGCUCUGGGACAUCACCUAUCGCUUCCAGGGCCCCGACCUCCUCUGCCGGGCCGUCAAGUACCUGCAGGUGCUUAGCAUGUUUGCCUCCACCUACAUGCUGCUGGCCAUGACACUGGACCGAUACCUGGCCAUCUGCCACCCCCUGCGCAGCCUCCGGCAGCCCAGCCAGUCCACCCAUCCACUCAUCGCCGCUCCCUGGCUGCUCGCUGCCAUCCUCAGCCUCCCUCAAGUCUUCAUUUUUUCUUUGCGGGAGGUGAUCCAGGGCUCGGGGGUGCUGGACUGCUGGGCGGAUUUUCGCUUCCCCUGGGGUCCACGGGCUUACAUCACCUGGACCACCCUGGCCAUCUUCAUCUUGCCCAUGGCCAUGCUCACAGCCUGCUACAGCCUCAUCUGCCACGAGAUCUGUAAGAACCUGAAGGUCAAGACGCAGGCCGGGAGGGGAGAAGGCGGGGGCUGGAGAGCUUGGGACAGGCCUGCUGCAGCUGCUCUGGGGCUGCCCUCCCGGGUGAGCAGCGUCAGCACCAUCUCGCGAGCCAAGAUGCGGACAGUGAAGAUGACCUUCGUCAUUGUGCUGGCCUACAUCGCUUGCUGGGCACCCUUCUUCAGUAUGCAGAUGUGGUCUGUGUGGGAUGACGACGCCCCUGAUGAAGAUUCCACCAACGUGGCCUUCACCAUCUCCAUGCUUCUGGGGAACCUCAGCAGCUGCUGCAACCCCUGGAUCUACAUGGGCUUCAACAGCCACCUGCUGCCGCGGCCCCUGCGUCACCUGGCCUGCUGCAGGGCCCCGCGGCCCCGGAUGCGCCGACAGCUGUCCAACAGCAGCCUCUCCAGCCGCCGCACCACGCUGCUGACCCGCUCCAGCUGCCCGCCCACCCUCACGCUCAGCCUCAGCCUGGGCAGGAGCCCCGGGCCCCAAGAGUCACCCAAGGACUCCAAGCAGGUGGAUGGGGAAGCUGCCACCGAGACCAGUGUCUUUUAGACAGGAUGCCCUGGGGUCCAGCACGGCCUGGCGGAGGGUCCCUGCCUGCCUCAGGCUCUGGGUCUAAGAGCUGAAGAGUCAGGGCUGGAGUCAGAGAAGCUCAGGUUGAGACCGGGUAUAGAGGCCAGUAUGGCCGUCCCUACCCUUGGUGCCACAGCGCCCCCUAGUGGGAAUCAGGAGAAGCACACAGGGUAUCCCGGAACACAUCUGGGGGCUGGAUGUGGUGCCUCAGUACUGUUUGGGGCUCCUCGUUCAGGCCAGCCUUGUGCCUUGGCUACCUGUUUCCAUUCUCACUCGAGGAGUACAUCACAGUCCAGCUAGGAGAGAGGAGACGUGAAAAACUGGACGAGGACCCUUGGAAUGCUGUUGGGGUUUCGCUGGAGAGAGAGGAUUGUUUCAUGGCUGUAGCUGAGUUGGUGCGGGGCUGCACCUGCCUUGCCCACCUGUCUGCCGCAGGCAGCUGGCCAGAGGGAGACGCGGGAUUCAGCUCAGCUGAAGGCCAGCUCCUCUCCUCCCACGCCACCCCUCCUCACAGGGGGAAGACGGGGAGAGCGCUGUGGCCCAGGGGAGUGAGUGUGGCAGGGGGAGUCACAGUAAAACCGGGAACCAGAGUUGGGCUGGGGCAGCCAGCACGAGGUGCCCUCCCUCUCUGCCCUGGCGGGUCCAGACUGCUCCUCCCUCUGGGGCUGCACGGAGGAGACGUCCCUGGAGAAAGGGUGGUGUGGUCGCGGCUCAGAUGGCCCUGAGCUCUUCAUUCAUUGCCGUGAGUGUAUGGGUGCUGGGAUCAAGUCGGGAGUCCAGGACCCGAACCUCGGCUCUGCCUUCAGCACAGUACCUCCCUCUCCGGAUGUCAGUCUCCUCACCGUGGAACAGGUGCAAGGUGCUCCCAGGACCUCCCCAGCUCCACAAGACCAGAAAUGGUGAUACAGCCGAGACACAUGGAGGGCGUCCCAGCCAGCGCGCUCCGGGAGAAUCAUCGGCUUCCCGUGACAGUGACACUAUAGUUUGGGGACUGUGGGCCCUGCCAUGGCCAACUGUCCACUUCCAUCCUCGGCUGUGUGACACUGGGUCCCCCUCCAAGGCCAGGGGAGACAGGAGGGCCAGGUAGAGUCUGGGGCUUUGCCUGUUCCUCCUCGUCUCUGGGGGACGACAUCCACAGGGAAGCUUCCCUGCU